Messenger RNA from Dama dama (fallow deer), 3389 nucleotides. RefSeq names its product methyltransferase like 24 (gene METTL24). The transcript has 5 exons. NCBI's taxonomy places the organism in Eukaryota, Metazoa, Chordata, Mammalia, Artiodactyla, Cervidae. Bases 1 to 1101 code for a protein of 366 amino acids. The record is from RefSeq and is a predicted model, not a curated record.
AUGGCACGGGAGAGGCUGCCCGGGAGGGGCUGCUGUGCCCUGCGCCGCUGUCUGCUCGCCGCCGCUCUGCUGCUCGGCCUGCGGCUCUGCGCGGAGCUGCAGCGCGCCGGGCCCCAGCCCCCAGCCCUCAGUUCCCCGCCAGGCCAGGCCCCCCGACCGCCCGGGUCGCACCUGCAGCCCGCGCCCGGCCAGCGGCGCGGCGCCAGCCGGAGGCAGGUGACCUACGUGCGCAGCGGGCGCCGAGCGCCGGCGCGGGGCGGCAGGAGUGGGACGCCGGAGCCUGGCUGCUGCGCCCUGCGCGGGCGUCCCCGCCGGAAGGGUCCCCGGUGGCAAAUAGACCUCCAGCCUUGGGCAGGCCCUGCUCGCUCCCUGGAUGAAGAAGCCUUGAGGUUCCUGAGAUACAUCAGCACCAUUCAGAUUGCAUGUGAUCACAUGAGCACAGACAGCCUGGCUACUGCCUCCAGCCCUACAAAAAAGCCCUGGUCGGUCUGUCUCGAUGACAGGUUUGGGUUAGUUCAUCAAAUCCGCAUCAAGCAGUGCCGCCUCUAUUCGUUAGGCCUAGGAAGUGAUGAUACCCAUUUUGAGGUUGGCAUGGCCAACAAUGGAUGUGAAGUGCAUCGUUUUGAUCCUAGUGUUAAAUCAGCUCAUGUUCUGGAAAGUGAGCGUCUUUGGUAUCACCGUUUGUCCAUCGACUGGCGGGACCCCCAUCCAGCUGUUGCUGCCCAAAAACCGUAUAGCAACACCAGAAAACUGGGAACCAUUUUGAAUGAAUUUGGGCAUCACAAGAUUGAUGUUCUCAAAGCGGAUCUGGAAAGCGCAGAAUGGAAAGUUUUGGAAAAUCUUAUUCUGGAAGAUGUCCUCGAACAAAUUGGACAGCUCAUCUUUGAGAUCCAUCUCCACUGGCCCGGGUUUGAGGUCAGCGGCAGUGACAGCAGUGUUGUGCGCUUCUGGUACAGCCUCCUUAAAGAGUUAGAACUGCAGGAUUUCAGGCUUUUUCACAGUUACAAAGACUUAUCUAAACCUCAGCUUUUCCUGAAAAAAGAUAUUUUCAAUGCGAGUAGCUGUUAUACUCUGGGUUGGGUGAAUACAAGAUGGAAAUAGGACACAGGAUCUCAUCAAGAACUCAAGGAAAUAUUUGCAGCAGGGAACAUGUCCAUGAUUCUAGUUAUUGGUUUACUUGUCUAGGCUCCCACUAGCCUGUGACUUGCUUGAGGCAGAAGUUGUGUUAUUAGCUUUGUAGUACAUGUGGCUUGGCAUAUGGUAGGGGAACAGUUAACACAUGUUGAGGGGACAGACACAGGAGUCAACCUCCAUCUGCCCAAACCCAAGCUCUAUGCCUUUUGCCUCAGAGUGGAAAUGCUUGUCCUUCCUUACCUCAACUUGGAAGAUAAUCCCCCAUUUAUCUCAGUUUUCCCUAAAAUUAAUUAUGUAUCUAUAAAUCAUGAGUUCACCACCAUGAAAAAGAAAUUAUAUAACAUUUCUAUUUUUCCUGGGUUGAUGAGAUCCUUAAAUAUGUAGCCUGCUGUUUAAAACAGGGCCUUUCAUUUGCUAUUCACUCACCUUGCUCAAGGAUUUUCUUGUUCACUGUGUCAAUAACAUUCUUUACAGCCUUGUAGAUUUCAAUCAUUCCUCCUCAACCUUUGCUGAAGCCAUGCUGUGACUUUAUAAGAACCACUGAUUCUAAUUUCUGGGAAUGCAGACACACCAAAUUCUGUAACUGAGUAAGAAAGACUAGACUAUCAUGUUCUUCAACUCAGGAUUCUUUUUAUGUUCAGCCUUAAAUCCCCUCUGUUCCCAUGAAACUAAAUCCAAAACAGAAUUUGAGUGUCUUCAAACCUGAUUUCUCAACUAUGGACUUGCCUAUGGUGUCAUUAUUAUUAUUUUUUUUAGUACAUUAUCUCCAAGAUUAAAUGAGAUUUUCCUUUCUGCCAACUGGCAUUCAUUGUAAGCCUGUGGCCUGAGGGCCAGAUUCUCUCUUUUUCCUGGGAUAGAUACAGUGUGGUAAUAUCAAACACACGGUAUAUAUUUUAUAUAUUUUUAAAAAGUAAGCAGGGAAUGCAUAUUCUCAAUAGUUUAAAUGAUCUCCAUCUUUUCUGUCUACAAGAAUUAGACAUUUACUUCUAUAAAUGAUUUUCUAAAAUCCUAUUUCAAAUAAAUUAAUUAAAUAGUGUAAAAAUAAAUCAAAUUAUUACCUUUGAUAUAUUAAAUACAUCUUCUGGCAUUUUCUAUAUCCCAAGAGAACAGUAAUACAUACACUGUUUGUUUAAGAAAUUUUGGGAGAAAGUAGAGUACUGAUUACUACUAGACCUUAAUUCCUUAUCCCCAUUGUUUUACCUCCUUCUACUCUAAACAUUCCCUGGGUUGGCUUUUUUGCUUUUUGCAGUGGUUUGAAAAUAUUCCUCAGGUGAGAAGCCAAAUACAAUGGAGUUAUAUCAUCUUACUAACUUGACUUCAAAAGGGAAUAAGACUUUCUGAAUUAGUAGUGAUGAUUUUUUUUUUUAAGUAUAAAUGAGGUUUUUUAAAUUAAAACUUACAGGACAUUAACAAAAGUUAUUGAUGUGACUGGGCCAGCUUGAAUAAGUUAGCAGUUUAGUUGCUUUCAAUGUCCCUAGGUAUUUCAAAAGUACAAAAAGUCCAUAAAACUCUAAAGUGGUUUAUCUUUUUAGUUUGCAUGGUAUAGCCUCCAAAACAAAGUUAACUUUAGUCCUAAUCCUGUUUGGAUUAUAUCAUAGAUUACCUUUCACUUUUAAUAAAAAUUUUAUACAUUAAACACAGUAGAUCUUUUUUAUUUAAACCUUUUAACCCUUCUUAUACACCAAGGUAUGAGUUAUACUGCUUCCCUGGUGACUCAGCUGGUAAAGAAAUCCGCCUGCAAUGCAGGAGAUCCAGGUUUGAUCCCUGGCUCGGGAAGAUUCCCUGGAGAAGGGAAUGGCUACCCACUCCAGUAUUCUUGCCUGGAGAAUCCUAUGGACAGAGGAGCCUGGCAGGCUACCGUCCAUGGGGUCAUGAAGAGUCAGACCUGACUGAAGUGACUAAACACAUGAAGUAUACAAAUUCUAAGUGUCUAGUAUGAUUAGGUUUUAGAUGUAUUCAUACUCACACCAAGGUUCCUAAUUCAUGGUCUUGAAGAUUAAGAACAUUACUGAAAGCUCCCUUUGUACAGCUGAAGUUACCAUUUAUUCCAGAUUGGUGGUACAGAACAUCGACUUCAUCACACUAUAUCUAUCUAUCUAUCUAUAUAUCUGAAGCAAGAAUGGAUGUACUGUUGAGAAAAAAAUAAAGACAAACUCAAAAUAAAUCACAAACACACCCACCCACACCCACCUACUUAGGCAGCCUGUUCAAUAAUUAUUUGUACUUAUUUUGUGCUUUUUUCUAAGAUUGUCCUU